This is a messenger RNA of Drosophila teissieri, 2223 nucleotides long. RefSeq lists its product as uncharacterized. The coding region runs from base 40 to 2223 and encodes 727 amino acids. Lineage: Eukaryota; Metazoa; Arthropoda; Insecta; Diptera; Drosophilidae. The transcript is spliced from 10 exons. The record is from RefSeq and is a predicted model, not a curated record.
UGUAGAGACACUGGAUUUGGAUCUAUAACUAACGCAAAGAUGUCCGGGAACCAUGAUAGCCUGGGUAUAUCUGUAACCUACAGUGAGCUAGUGACUAUAGACCAGGAGGACAUAAUCCUGAUAAUAGACGUGGAUUCAGCGGUUUCCUUGUGCUCAGAAUGUGUCGCAAAUAAAUCCACGAAUCCUGUGGAUGUCUUGACAUUGUGGUUCAAUAAACUAUUGAGAGCAUACAUGGAUGAAUCAGUCUGCUGCGUGCGAGUAGUUAGGGAAAUGUGCAAGUGGUUUACGAUUGAAUCACAAACUGGCAGUGAAGUCCACAGCGGUCAUAUAAAACUCAUGUCUAUGGUCCAUGCCUUUGCAUUUGAAUUCAGGGAUCAUUUGCUAAAAGCAGGCGAACGUCUGGUUCAUAUCCUUGCCUAUUUUGUCUUUUUAGUGAUCGACUUUUGUUUAGAAAGCGAUAGGAGUCACCACCAGAUUGUUGCGGAUCUUCAGCUCGCUACGCUUUCUUUAUUGAAGGACACCAGCACUAAAUCGGCAAAAGUCCACCCCCGCCUUGUGCUCUUAAUGCAAAAGAUAAUGGAAAUCGCAGAUUUCGAAGGAACGCGUAUUGGUGAUCUGCAGUUGUCUGUAAAGACAAGUGAGACGAUGGCUCACAUGUGCUUGCACUUCAUGUCAAACUGCCAUGCUGAUCCUAAGGACGAAAUGCCCGAUUGGCUUAGGGAAACUGUUUUGCAUCUAUGUGAAAUGGUUAUGAGUUUCUUGGAUAGUACUUUUAACAAGGGCACACCAAAUGUUCCUGCGGAAAAGUUAAAAGAGCUUGUAGUUGUUAUCCGGACCUAUUUGUUAAUGUUACACCAUAUUCUUAAAAAAGGUGUAGGUCUUGUUGAUGUUGAUGUAGCUGCUUGUCUGAUGGAUUUAAUAAUGUGUGAACAAACGAGGCUAUCAUAUUACUCUGACAUCGAACAGAAACAGCUCAUUUCAACGUAUGUAAGACCACUUGUAAUAGAUAUUUUAGAGCUGGCUUACUCAUUCCAAGAAUGUCAAGAUUAUUUAAUAUCCAGUUUUGGUACCCCAGAAUCUGACUACUUCUACGUUUGCAUUGAUUUUUUAAAUGCUGUAUCUGCAGACAAUGCCGAUGUACUUCCAAGUACAUGCCGGACUCUACAAAAUAUUUUUGAGUAUAUGUUCAAAGAUGCCAACAAUUUUGUCUAUGGUGAACGCUUUAAUCUAGUACUGGAUGCUUUUGGUAGUCUUUUGUAUUUAGUGGGUAACAUAGAAUUACAUAGGUAUUUCUGUACCGGCAUAUUUAAACAGGAUAUUGUUACAUCCGAAGUGUGUGCGGAGAUUCUUAUGUUGUGCUUUCGGCUGAAAGAGGCUAACAAGUGCUGGACAGAUCAUGACAUAGAACAGGCUAUAGCGUUCUGGCAUAAGUGCAAUAAUUCUUUCGCCAUGUUUUCCACAAAUCCCAGCCAAUUGCUUGUGCAACGAUUCCUUAGGUAUUUCCACUGCUUGGGCGAGCAUGAACUUCCUGUCAUAAGCCUUCAAAACUUUCGACAUCUGUCUGCCGUUGCAAAAACAGAUGGCCACGUAGGAAUGAAGAUAUUAAAGCGCUUAGAACUCAUCUCCUCCUCAGCGCCCACAAAAGUUGAACUCUACUAUGAAAUUGUUGCUCUGCAGGAACUUUUGGUGCAACACGAUCAAAUAGACUGCUCCCAUUGGUUUCAGCGAACAUCGGAAAUGGCCAAGAAACUUCUAAGCAUUGACAAGAGCAUUGCCUAUGCUAAUGCUUAUUUCAAACUACUAGCACGUGGGAAUAAAUCCACCCAAAUACUGAUACUCAGGGGACUGCCACCAAAUAUUGGAUGUACAAACUGGCACCGACAGAAAUUCCUUGACUCCUGCAAAGUUAGCGAUGACGCCCAACUGAGAGCCUUUAGUGCCCGCCAUGCCAUAGACCCAUUGUUUAGGGCUUUGCUGGAUAAAUCCGGAACGUUGCUCGACGGUUCAAUUAAUCUCAGUAAAUCAAGCUACAUUCGGCAUGGAGAUCACAAAUGUCCAGGCUAUAGCUUAAAACGUAAGCGGAGUGGAUUGGCGUCUAAAAAAAUCCUUCGUGAAAUAUAUGAGGCCUCUCUUCAGCUUUGCCAGUGCAGUACGGACUUCGAUGCUGCCGAUUGGGACUUGCACAAGAAAAUUAUGGACAAUUUGAGUAGAAUCGUACCCUAG